AUGCACCCCACGAUAUCUACCUUCGAAAUCAAGCCCGUCGAGCCGGAGGACAUUUCUGCAAUCACUGAGCUCUGGUAUAAUGCGUUCAGCAUCCCCCAAAAUCUGAAGAUGUUUCCAGAUACCCCAGGAGUCCGGGAGUGGUGGAAUGAAGCGCAUCGUCAGGAUAUACUUCAUAACCCACACAGAAGAUAUCUCAAGGUGGUGGAUGUCACUUCAUCUGGUUUUAUAGUUGCAUAUGCCAAGUGGGAUUUGAAUCCGCAGCAAAGUGGAGAGCGAUUCCCCCCCUGGCAUGAGGAAUCUGAUCAUCAGGCUUGCAACGAGCUGUUUGGGAUGCUCGAAAAAGAGCGAAACAAGUUCUUCGGAGACAUACGGUUCUACUAUCUUGACAUGCUGGUGACACACCCAGACUACCGACGACAGGGCGCUGGGUCCAUGUUGAUUCAAUGGGGCUGUGAUCGAGCCGAUGAAGAAGGGGCUCCCGCUUAUCUGGAUGCGCAUCACGCUGCUGCGCCUCUCUAUCGAAAGUUCGGCUUCCGUGAUCGAAUGGAUCUAGAGGUCGACCUACAAGGCGCUGUUCCGAUGAUUAGAGAGCCACGAUUCAAGAACUAG
Messenger RNA from Aspergillus thermomutatus, 609 nucleotides. RefSeq names its product GNAT family N-acetyltransferase. Gene Ontology annotation, molecular function: acyltransferase activity, transferring groups other than amino-acyl groups. The record is from RefSeq and is a predicted model, not a curated record. The transcript is spliced from 2 exons. Lineage: Eukaryota; Fungi; Ascomycota; Eurotiomycetes; Eurotiales; Aspergillaceae. The coding region runs from base 1 to 609 and encodes 202 amino acids.